GCGUGGUCGCAGCCGGCAAGGCCCGGCUGCCUUCCAUGCGAUCGGGCGCCCGCGGGGGUCAACGCGGGGAGCUUGAGCUGCGCGUCCUGCCUCAGGUUAGCGGUGACGCUGACGUGGCAGUCCCAUUAGAUGUGGGGUUGGUGGGGAGCGUAGGAGAUCGUCGGCGCGAAUUCUGCCGCGGUAUACAGAUGGCUUCGAUGGACGACAAGCAGCGAGGGGCCACCGACUGGCUCAUAUUCAUUCAAGGAGCUCGUUCUCGUUUACAGGAGAUGGUGGAGGCACUGCGAUCACAAUUGAGAGUUAGACCUGAGGCUGUUGGGGGGGCAGCUUCAUCGGAUCCGCUGUAUCGGGUAGUGAUGCCGAACAUGUUGCAGAUUGUCUGGGAGCUGCAGCAUCUGCAAACGAAGGGACUCGUGGAUGGUCAACUGGAGGCUCUGAAGCGGUGUUGCGACGACAUCUUCGAGGAGGGGCAAGAUGCGUAUGCGGCGCUGGAGGAGGAGUUCUACUUGCACUUGUUCGAGACGGAAGAUGAGGAUUACACUGACGCGUGCACCACUGGUAGUGACGAGCUGGAGGAGGGUCGAAAUGGUGUUGAUAUCGCCCUCGCUACUGAUAAAAAUGCAAUUGACAACAACAUGUUCGUGCAGGUCCGGGGUAUAGACAUAGGGAUCAUCAGCUUGGGCUUGUCCGACAACAACGUCAACAACAACAACAACAGCAACAAUAACAACAACAACAACACCAGCAGCAAUCACGACGCAGGGAUUGUGGGCACCGGCAAGAUUACGACGGUCGAGCGCGACACUGGUGCAACGUGCACGCUGAAUUGCGAUAAUAACAACAGUGACAACGACAAUGACAUUAGUAACAACAACGGCAAGCACGACACUGGUGCGAGUGACGAAAUUUUGAGCCCGUGCACGCUGGAUUGCGGUAAAAACAACAGUGAUAACGACAAUGAUAUUAAUAACAACAACGGCAACCACAUAAAGAAUGUCAAUAUCGGCGGUUUGCUAUGGCUAACGGAGGAGGAGAAGAAGAGGAGGAGCAGGAGGAGGGAGAAGAAGAAGAAGAUGACGAAGAAGAGGGAGGAAAAGAACAAGAGGAGGAGGGGGAGGAGGAAGAAGAAAAUGACGAAGAAGAGGGGAGAGAAGAAGAGGAGGAGGAAGAGGAGCAGGAGGAGGAGGGAGAAGAAGAAGAAGAACACGAGGGAGUCGAGGCUUGAAGCAGCAACGACCAAAAAAAAACUGCUAUGGCUAACGGAGGAGGAGAAGAAGAGGAGGAGGAGGAAGGAGAAGAGGAAGAAGAUGGCGAAGAAGACAGAGGAGAAGAAGAAGAGGAGGAGGAAGCAGAGGGGAGAGAAGAAGAGGAGGAGGAGGAGGAAGAAGAAGAAGAUGAAGAAGAGGGAGGAGAAGAAGAAGAGGAGGAGAAGAAGAAGAGGAGGAGGAGGAGGGGGAGGAGGAGGAGGAGGAGGUUGAGGAGGAGGAGGUGGAGGAGGAAGAAGAAGAGGAAGAACGCAAGCCGAUGGCUAAGAGAGGAGGACUAGAAGAGGAGGAGGUAGAAGAAGAAGAAGAAGAAGAAGCGGAGGAUGGCUAUGGCAAACGGGCGAGGAGAGUGACCACAAAGAAGAAGAAGAAGAAGAAGAAGAAACAAACCUGGGGGAGUGACGGAGUGGCUCAUCGGCGGGGGGCGCGAUGGCGCGGCUGGCUGGCCGAGGCGACAAUGGCGAUGAUGCACCCCGCGG
Chara braunii is the source of this 1744-nucleotide messenger RNA. Lineage: Eukaryota; Viridiplantae; Streptophyta; Charophyceae; Charales; Characeae. The record is from the annotation of a GenBank genome assembly.